Messenger RNA from Xenia sp. Carnegie-2017, 779 nucleotides. Its product is annotated as calmodulin-2/4-like. The record is from RefSeq and is a predicted model, not a curated record. Bases 277 to 759 code for a protein of 160 amino acids. The transcript has 3 exons. NCBI's taxonomy places the organism in Eukaryota, Metazoa, Cnidaria, Anthozoa, Malacalcyonacea, Xeniidae. Gene Ontology annotation, molecular function: calcium ion binding.
AAUUUUCGUGUUGUAAAAUAAUGGAUGUAUCGACAAUCACUAUUUGAACACGAAUUACGGUUUAAAUGUGAAGGGGGUUCAUAAAAAGGUUUGUGAAUCAGAGCAUUCACGAGUUCUACGAAGUUUCCACACAACUAAUAUUGUUGAUUUAAGAAUUAGUGCAAGAAACACAAUGGCAGUGAAAACUCAUUAAUUAUAUUUUACUCCGAAAACGUAAUCAUAAUUCGAUAGGUAUACAUUCCUCACUGAACAUCGUCUAUUUACUGCGAGUUAAUCAUGCAAAAACCGGAACAAAACGAAAGAAAAUAUGCGAAAGAGAAAACCACAAAGGAAAAUACGACCGACAUUAAAGUGGCAUUCGAAAUUCUCGAGAAGAACAGAAAUGGUUGUAUUUCAGCGUCCGAUUUGCGAUGUUUCCUAACUUCAUUGGGUUAUAAUAUGACAGAAUGUGAAAUUAUGGAUAUGAUGAACAUAAUAGAUAGUGACGGAAAUAGCGCAAUCGACUUCGAAGAAUUCUACGAGAUGGCAAUAAAAAAGCUUCACGUGUUAUCAGAUGAAGAAAUGGCAAGCCAAACGUACAAAGUGUUCGAUCGUGCAAAAAAAGGACAUAUUUCACUGAGUGAUAUCAGACAUAUUUUCAAUACGUUAAAGCAAUCCUUCAACGAGCAAGAAUUACAGGACAUGCUGUUUCAGGCAGAUUUUGAUCAUGAUGGAAAAGUUAACUUGGAUGAUUUUCUGAAAAUGAUGACAACCGAAUAGGCAAAUAAAAAGGAGAGAAA